CUGACCAAUCAGAGAUCAUCUUGGAGCCCCAGCAACCAUCGCAAAACGACGCCUCGGAAGCUACGCAGCCCCCCACACCUGAAAUUCCACCUGAAAUUGCGCCGGAAAUUCCGCUACUGGACCAGCCAGUCGACAAGGUUGUCCCUUCUGACGUAUCUGACGUUUACAUCGUCCGCCUCCGCGCCGCCCCGCCAAUCGCGGGAUACACCGGCGGAAUCAACGGGAUUCCGGCCACGGCAGCGGAGGCUGUCAGAGACUCGGUAUCUGACGUCAUCAAUUCAGUGGCCGGCCAGAUUCGCAGGGGGCGUCGCCGAGCGAGUCGCCAAUCGUCGCGACUGAACCUGGGGUCGCCAGCAGUCGCACAGUUCAAGCAGUGGCUCGAUCGGCUGCAGGAUGGAGUUGCGAAUGACGUGCGUCUGCCGCGCGCGAAUGUACUGUACAAAUUCAAACACGUCAGCAAUGCCUUUGUGGCACGUUUGACACCUAAGCAGCUGCAGCAGCUGAAGCGGCAUCCAGCAGUUGCAGAAGUCAAGUCCAACUACCGAAUCAGCAAGCUCACCACCGACUCUGCAAACUUUCUAAACCUGCCCGGGACGCUCUGGACUGCCCGGGGUCGCGAGCGGGCAGGAGAAGGUGUAGUCGUUGGAAUAGUCGACACGGGUAUUUGGCCGGAACACCCUUCAUUCUCCUCGAAUGUUACUCCACCUGAUCUUCCAUACCCUAACCCUCCAUCAACCUGGAGAGGCACCUGUCAGGUGACAUCUGAUUUCAAGUGCAACAGAAAGGUGAUUGGCGCGAAAAUUUUCAGCUCGGGGUUCCGGAUGUGGUUCGGGCAGGAAGACACGACCGCUGAUUGGACGUCGGCUCGGGAUGCAAACGGGCACGGCACCUGGUGUGCAGCAGCGGCAGCAGGCAACAGCUACGUGCCUGUGGUACUAUCUCCCCGCAACAUAAACGUCGGCAACGCCACCGGCAUGGCACCCCGAGCCUUCCUCGCAGCCUACAAGGUCUUCUGGGGCAACUCAGUCACAGGCGGCGGGAUCACUGCCACGUAUGCUGACGUGGAGGCAGCUGUCAACGCGGCUGUCGCUGACGGGGUUGACGUCAUCUCGCUCUCUCUGGGCGGCGCAGACCCCAGUGCCACGUAUUUCAGCGAUCAGACGUAUUUAUACGCGAAUCUGGCCGGCACAGUGGUGGUUUAUGCAGCGGGGAACUCCGGUCCGCCCCCAUUGCACCCCUCCAUGUAUCGAAGCAUCUCCAACUUCUCGCCGUUCUACCUCACUGUUGGCGCCAGCACCGUCGCUCGCAGCUAUGUGUCGGCAGCCACGCUGGGCGACGGGCGGGUGGUGAAGCUGUAUGGGUUUGGCUCGGGGGACGUGCCGGUGCAGGGACUGGGGCUGGUGGAGGGCGCUGCAGCGCGGGCAGCCGGGAAGACUGAGAUUGAGGGUCAAUACUGUGCUGAAGGCGCACUGAACGCCGCCAAGAUUGCAGGGAAGAUCGUUCUGUGCUCGUAUGGGUGGACCAGCAGCAGAAGCAAGGCAGCAGAGGUUGCUGGGAAGGGCGGCAGCGCUGUGAUUGUAGUGGAUGUGCCUGUAACAGCCAGAACGUACCCUAUUUAUGAGGCUCGGCUGCCGGUCAUGGGAGCAGAGGCGAGCGAGACGGGUGUUUUGCGCGCGUACACCCGCACUGCUGCCAGUCCGACUGCAUCCUUCGCCUACACCUUCAAGACAGAUGUAACCAGCGAUCAAGCCCCGGAUGUCGCGUAUUUCUCGUCUGCUGGUCCGCUCGUCAACCCCGCUACUGCAGCCAGCCUCUCUUUCCCCACCAACGACAUCUUAAAGCCCGAUAUAAUCGCUCCCGGCGUUUCUCUAUGGGCCGCUGCGCCGUCCUCGUUCACAGUCGCAAAGGCGUCUCCCAGUUUCCAAUUCGGAAGCCUGACAUGGAAGGACCAGUUUGGCCACGUGGUGCGGUCAGUGCUGGCGGUGCAACCUCUUUCCAAAUAA
This is a messenger RNA of Closterium sp. Naga37s-1, 2003 nucleotides long. NCBI's taxonomy places the organism in Eukaryota, Viridiplantae, Streptophyta, Zygnematophyceae, Desmidiales, Closteriaceae. The record is from the annotation of a GenBank genome assembly.